This is a messenger RNA of Wickerhamiella sorbophila, 1263 nucleotides long. Its product is annotated as SWI/SNF and RSC complexes subunit ssr3. The record is from RefSeq and is a predicted model, not a curated record. NCBI's taxonomy places the organism in Eukaryota, Fungi, Ascomycota, Dipodascomycetes, Dipodascales, Trichomonascaceae. The transcript has a single exon. The coding region runs from base 1 to 1263 and encodes 420 amino acids. Gene Ontology annotation, biological process: regulation of transcription by RNA polymerase II. Gene Ontology annotation, cellular component: nucleus; SWI/SNF complex.
AUGCCCACGCGAAUCGGGGAGAGGCAGUUCAAACGCAAGCCCACGGACCGCAAGUUGCGGGAAUCUGUGCUUGAGACUAUUCCAGAGGCGAAGCUGUUGAUAGAGCUGCAAAAGGCCGAAGUGAGACUGGACACGACCGUCAAUCGCAAGCGCCUGGAUCUGCAGGAUGUGGUCGGGCGGUCCAUGCGCCGCAACAAGACGUUGCGCAUCUUUAUUUCCAGUUCUGUUACCGGCCAGCCGUGGCAAACAGGCAAUACGAUGCAGACGGAUUUUGAUUUCGGCGACAUGUCGCCGCCUGUACAGUCACUGCCCGAGUGGAUGCUACGGAUCGAAGGCAGACUCGUGGACGAGGGAAGCGACCACCACAGGCUGUUCAGCUCCAUGUUCACCUCUAUUAUCAUCGAACUGCAUCGUGAGGGUGACAGCAACAACGCGGAUCCAGCCGAGCUCGGUCUUCCUGAGCCGCCGGCCGGGGUGCCCCCCGUGGACGCUGGUCCCAAACCGGAGAUUGUGGAAUGGCACGAGCCUCCGCCGCAUUCUACCGAGCAAAGAAUUGAUUUCGAUGGCAUCGAUAUCCGCCGUGGGGGCGAGACUCCCGUCAAGGCCAAGAUUAUUCUCCAACUCAAAGAAUACCCUGCCAAGUUCAAGCUUUCCCCAGCGCUUGCUGAUGUGCUGGGCGUUGACGAGGAGUCCAAGCCUGGUGCCGUUGUAGCCCUUUGGCAGUAUAUCCGCUUCCACAAGCUGCAGGACAUUGACGAGAAGCGGAACAUCAAGUGCGACCCUGCGCUCAAGAAACUGUUCAACCGAGACCAGCUUUCGUUCCCUCAGCUUGUUGAGUUGCUCGGACCCCACCUUACUCCACGCGACCCUAUUGUACUCGAGUAUAUGAUUGAGCCUCAGACUGACAAGGAAAACCGCGACGUCGCCUAUGACGUACCCCUCCAGGUAGACGACCCUCUGCGCUCGGAUUUGAUCACUAUGUUGGACAGCUGGCACCAAGACAAUAUUGCGCUCAGCAAGCAGGAUGAGCAGCUGGUGCAGGACGUCCAGCAGUUGAAUUUGCUUGCCAUGCAGCGGGAAUUCUACCAAAAGCUGGCCGACAACCCCCAAAAGCUUCUCGACGACUGGGUGGCCACUCAAGCCCGCGAUCUCAAAGCUAUUUAUAGUCACCGGCAGUUCAGUGAAGAAGCAGUACGGCACUCUUCAUUCUACAAAGACGACGUGCUCAACUCCAGUAUCCACCUGUUUCUUAAUUCUAGAUAA